This is a messenger RNA of Amphibalanus amphitrite, 2922 nucleotides long. RefSeq lists its product as uncharacterized. Lineage: Eukaryota; Metazoa; Arthropoda; Thecostraca; Balanomorpha; Balanidae. The record is from RefSeq and is a predicted model, not a curated record. The transcript has 3 exons. The coding region runs from base 824 to 2257 and encodes 477 amino acids. Gene Ontology annotation, molecular function: ligand-gated monoatomic ion channel activity. Gene Ontology annotation, cellular component: membrane.
AGAUUUAAUUUGCUGAUUCAAUUGUUGUUUCGUUGGCCAGAGAUUAUGUUAUUUUUCUAUAGGUUUUGGUAUCGCUUUUUUGUCAUUUUUAUGUUUUAUGCUUUUGCGUCCGUUUACAAAAUCACCAAAGGACAGUGAGCGGGUGAGCGGCGCGAAGCGGAACGAACGAACCUGAACGAACGAACGAACCUGUACGAACGAACGAACCUGUACGAACGAACGAACUUAUACGAACGAACGAACUUAUACGAACGCCAACGAACGAACGUUAAAUCGGCGGUGUCAAGUUCUUGCCGGUGGCUGCAGACCUGAAACAAUCCAAAACCGUUUUUAAAUACAAUGAGUAUUGGAUCCUGAGGCUCCACCGGUAAAAGUUUUGGAUUGGUUUGGUAUCGUCUUACUCCGGAAAUUAAGAAAUCAAGUUGAAUCCAAUGUUCGUCAGUACGAAAACUGCAAGAAGAAUCAACAAGGUGGAUUAAUUCGAUUCUGAUCUGUGUGAGAGGCACAGUAAGUUCUGCAAGACCUUCAAAUCUAUCAUCCCAAAAUCUAAGGCGGCCAGCUGUCUGACCUGCUGCGGCUCCUCUCGGGCUGGCGACUGUUCGCCCGGCUGCGCCGCGGCGGUCCGGCGCCCGCUCUGGAGGCCGCCGGCGCCGCCGACACCACCGAUCAGGUGGUCUGGCUCGUGCCCGACUCGGACUCGGACUCCACCCGCACCGCCUUCGCCAGCGUGCUGGCCGACAGCCGGCGCCGCUGGCUGCUGGUGUCGCUCUCCGGACGGCGGCGCAGCCAGUUCCUCGACGGCUACGCACAGCGCCACACCUACAUGACCGUCCGCAACGGCACCACACGCUUCUACAAAGCCAGCGACUUCCACCGUAACCGGCGUGUGCGUGGAGUGUGCCGAGGGGGGCAGUACAGGCAGCGGCGGCCGCGAGCGGGGCUGGACCUCAGCCGCCGGGCCAUGGACGGCGUUCCUCUGAAGAUACUCUACACUGAUAUCGGGAUCAAAUAUGGCUCGCAGAAUAUACAGUCAAUUCACCGGGACGGCAAUAUCACCGGCGGCUUUACAGGCUCUGUCAUUCUCAACCUGCAAGAGGUGCUGGGUUUCAGCUACUCGCUACACGAAAUUAAAGAAUGGGGUAACAUGAGCGUGUGGGACCAGGCUGUCGAAAUGCUUCACCAAGGCCAGGGUGACAUGCUCGCAGGGCGGAUGCUAAUCACCUCCUCUCGCCUCCGACUGGUCGACUAUUCCUUUCCGCUGAUGAGCGAUGUUGCGGGUGCCGCGAUCGACAGCCGGUACACGCUCACCCUGACCGAGUUCCAGGUCACCCAGCCGCUGGAGACGCCCGUGUGGACGGCGCUGCUCGUCACCCAGCUGCUGGCCGUGCUCGUCCUCUGCCUCAUCGCCCGCUGCCAGCAGCGCAUUCGCAGCGCGUCGGGCGAGCCUUCGGACGCGGCGGAGCCGUCGUUCUGGGCGCUGAUUGUGCUGGGCGUCAGCUGUCAGCAGGGCGCCGCGGUGCGCUCCGACACGGCCAACUCCUACCGGGUGGCCAUCGCGGCCCUCUACUGGGCGUCGCUCUUCAUCGUGGCCUGCUACUCGGGAAACCUGCUGGCAGAGAUGACGAUGGCGCGGCGCGUGAUGCCGUUCGAUAGCCUCCAGGAGGCGCUCGAGCAGGGCUGGCAGUUUACGGAGUCCGGCAUGUCCAUGGCUGUCCGGGAGGCCAUCGUGAAACCGCUCAUGGGUCGCGACAUCGACCGACUCCCGAUGGUAUCGGCAGGACCUCUGGAAGGACGCAACAUCCAGCUCGGGGCGGCAGUCUUCUCACAGUUCAACAACAACUGCACCAACCUCGGCCGAGACGAGGUGUGCCCGGUUUGUCUGUGGCCGGGCUCCGUGACCCGCGUGCCGAUGGCGUUGAUAUUCCGACCCCACUUCCCGUACCUGAAGCUCAUCAACUACCUGCUGCCGCGGCUGGUGAACCAGGGUAUCAUCGACCGCGAGCUGCGCCGCUGGACCUCCUUCCGGGCGUCCAGCAUGCUCUGCCAGGCUGGCGGCGUGGCGCCGCUGCAGAUGAGCGCCCUCGGCCUCUCCAACCUGAGAAACGUCAUGGCCAUCGUCGGCUUCGGUAUCCUCUGCUCCGGAAUCGCCUUGCUACUAGAGUGGCUCGUCAGACUGAUCUCCGACUGGUAUGAAAGCAAGAAAAUGGAACAGGGAAAAGCAAGAAAACAAAGAAAAGUGAAAAGGGCGUUCAAGUAGAAGCUGGAAUUUAUCUUGCGAAAUUCCAUCGCUUCAUUAUCAGCCUUUAACCAGCAUGUUAUCGUCUGGUGAUAUGUUGCAUUGGUUCUAACUAAAGAACAUUGACGGCAAAAUUUCAAACGCCGCUAACAUCUUCAUUUUUAAAGGAAUCAAGACGUAACAAAAAAGGUUAUACGUGAUUCUACUUUGUCUAUCAAAUGGUUAUCUCGGGGUUUUGAAAUUUUUGGUUUUGGAUCAUUUUUUUCUUAAAAAAACUGACUUGGGAAAAUAAUUAUAAAAUUCAAAAUUUUGAGUGUAUCGAAAAAACGGAAUAUUUGUCAGAGAAGUGGUCUAUUUGCACCUCCAUACCAAUUAUUAGAAGAAUCGGUUCAAAAAUGUGGGAGUUAUUCAAAAUGUUAUGACGUCACGACACACAAUUUUUUUUUGAAAAAUGAACUUUUUGGAGGUUCUAGACCUCGUACGGAAACAAAAAUAGCUCCUUUCGAUUCGCCGUGAAAAGCUGCAUCAGAUAGACACCUUUUUAGGCCUUAACAAGCAACUUGGAAAAUUUGACCUCACUUGACCUGACCUUAACCUGACCUCGACCUGAAAUUCAUCCAGAUGUGGUCCAUAUCACUUAUUGAGUCUGCCUAUUGAAUUACAUGAAUAAAAUGACCCAUUAAACA